AUGACAAUGGCCAGUCUGUUAUCACGACGAGGAACUCUCUAUGGUCUAGACGACAAAAUCGUGCUCGACAUUGGAAGCCUCUACAUAAAAUGUGGAUUUUCAGGAGAAUCACGUCCACGAAGCAUUGUCCCGACGUGUAUUCAUCCAUAUGCUAAUGUGCUGGAUGGGAGUAGGACUGUUGGAGAGUUGAUCACAUUAUGGAAUCUUGAAAUCCAGAACGACGAGAUAGAGCAUUUAGAGGAUCGGAUUGCGGAUUUGUUGUACCGGAUCUAUCAGAGGGAAUUACUAGUGGAUCCACGACAACGCAAAGUGAUUCUUUGCGAGAGUGCUUUACUGCCCAUGCCGGCCAAGAGAGCUAUUACGAGGGCGCUGUUUAAUGUGCUGCAAGUCCCUGCAGUCACAUUCCUAUCAUCAAGCUGGAGCGCCUUGAUAUCAUGUGGGAAGCAAACAGGACUCGUUGUGGAUGUUGGAUAUCAUGAGGCUACAGUCCAAGCGGUCUACGACGGACGCCCCAUCCUCCACUCAAUCAAAUCAAUACCGCACGGAGGACACGCUCUAACAGCCCGUCUCGCAGACCUCAUAUUCUCAAACACGUCUGACCUCAUCAUCAACAACCAGCCUGUCGAGCUUAAUCCUGACUCAUCGUAUACUAUCUGUCCGUUGCAAAUGUGGGAGGAUUUGAAAGCUCGUUAUCUUCAUGUGAGGCCUAUUGGUGUAUCGACGACGUCUAUUCAAGAUGAUUGGGAGCAACAGAAACCUGUUGUGUAUGGAUAUGAGAAUAUUCGAGUGACAUUCCCGUCGUGGGUUUGUGAGUCUGCUUGUGAGGUCUUGUUUGAGAAGGAUGAUGAUGGGAUGUGUGUCGCUGGGAUUAUGUUGGACGCUUUGAUGAAUUGUCCAUCAGAUACACGAACAGAACUCCUCCAAAAUAUAGUCAUUACCGGAGGAACAUCAUGCAUACACGGUUUCUCGUAUCGUCUAUAUCAUGAUCUGAUACGGAAAAUGAAAGAGUCAAAGAGAUGGAAGGAAUUGGAGUUUGAAUCCAAAGUAAAAUUCUUGAAACCAGUGUUUCCUGCUAGUGUUUUACCUUGGGUUGGAGCAUCACUUGUUGGAUCACUCAAACUGCCCUUUGUCGAAGUGAAUAGAACCGAAUAUGUCAAAGAUCCUGUUGCGAUGAUACCGGAUUGGAGUCUGAUAACACAGGCUGCUUGA
Messenger RNA from Synchytrium microbalum, 1209 nucleotides. RefSeq lists its product as uncharacterized. The record is from RefSeq and is a predicted model, not a curated record. Gene Ontology annotation, biological process: microtubule-based movement. The coding region runs from base 1 to 1209 and encodes 402 amino acids. Lineage: Eukaryota; Fungi; Chytridiomycota; Chytridiomycetes; Synchytriales; Synchytriaceae. The transcript is spliced from 8 exons.